CAUGUGGGAGUAUUUAUACCUGGAUGGAAGCUUUAGGGGUGUUGCUGGGUUGAAGGACUCCCUGAAGCCCAGAUGGUGGCCAUGGCCCAGAGUCCACUAGACAGAAAGUCUAAGAGGCAGAUAAAGUGAGCAAAAGAGACCACAGCAUUCAAGUUUUCUUCAAUGCAAUAGGGGCUGAACUCGAACCUGGGCCUCAAGCAUAGCAAAGCAGCACACUAUUUAAAUGAGCUAUUUUGCCAACCCAACCACUCUUCAAAGAAUUCUAAUUAAGGCAGGGGUAGCUGACCCAUUUUUCUGAAACCAAGCUACGAUCAAGAGCCAGAAGGGCCAGAAUCCUGACCUCAGAACCAUCGAUUUUGCUGCCCACUGAAGAUGCAGGGACAGACCCUCCCAAGGGAACUUCCAGUCUUGUCCCUCACCUGCCAUUUGCCAUCUGCUGCUGGAGCUUUCAGGUGUGGAUGAGAAAGCUGAGGUGUUCCAAGCCGGCUUUCUUCGAGGCCAGGACUGGGUGAUGGUGUCGCUACUCCCGCCACAGUCUGACGUCACACUGCCGGGCCCCACCAGACUGGAGAGUGAACCCCCAGGGGACCUCAUGCAGGCACCGGGCCUCCCAGGCUCUCCUGCCCCACAAAGCAAGCAUGCCGGCUUCAGCUGCUCAUCAUUUGUGCCUGAUGGCCCUCCAGAGAGGGUUCCCUCACUGCCCCCACACAGCCCCAGCAGCGCAUCACCAGGCCCUGAGCAAGUUCAGGGUCACUGCCCAGCUGGCCCUGGCCCUGGCCCCUUCCGGCUGUCGCCCUCAGACAAGUACCCUGGCUUCGGCUUUGAGGAAGGCCCAGCAAGUAGCCCCGGGUGCUUCCUCAAGGGCAGCCACGUGCCUUUCCACCCAUACAAGCGGCAUUUCCAUGAAGAUGUCUUUCCUGAGGCCCAGACAGCCUUGGCCCUCGAUGGACACGCCUUUAAGACCCCAGGGACACUGGAGGCCUUCGAGGAGAUCCCCGUGGAUGUGGGGGAGACCGAGGCCUUCCUGCCUGGCUUCUCAGCGGAGGCUUGGUGCAACGGGCUCUCGUACCCCAGCCAAGAGCACAGCCCCCAAAUCCUGGGGCCAGAAGUUAAAGUCAAGCCCCCAGCUCUGGAGAGUGGUCCUGGGAUGUACUGUUACCAGCCCCCUUUGCAGCACAUGUACUGCCCCUCCCAGCCCCCCUUCCACCAGUACUCACCAGGUGGUGGCAGCUACCCUGUACCCUACCUGGGCGCUUCACACUAUCCAUACCAGCGGAUCGCACCCCAGGCCAAUGUGGAUGGGCACCAGCCUCUCUUCCCGAAACCCAUCUAUUCCUACAGCAUCCUUAUCUUCAUGGCCCUCAAGAACAGUAAAACUGGGAGCCUUCCCGUCAGCGAGAUCUACAACUUUAUGACAGAGCACUUUCCUUACUUCAAGACAGCACCUGAUGGCUGGAAGAAUUCUGUUCGCCACAACCUAUCACUCAACAAGUGCUUUGAGAAGGUAGAAAACAAAUCAGGAAGUUCCUCUCGAAAGGGCUGUUUGUGGGCCCUCAAUCCAGCCAAAAUUGACAAGAUGCAGGAGGAGCUGCAGAAAUGGAAGAGGAAAGACCCCAUUGCUGUGCGGAAAAGCAUGGCCAAGCCAGAAGAGUUGGACAGCCUCAUUGGAGACAAGAGAGAGAAGCUGGGCUCCCCACUGAUGGGCUGCCCACCGCCUGGGCUAGCAGGCUCAGGUCCCAUCAGACCCCUGGCACCUCCAGUUGGGCUCUCCCAGCCGCUGCACUCUCUCCACCCAGGUCCAGGCCCCAUGCCUGCCAAGAACCCCCUUCAGGACCUACUUGGGGGACACACGCCCUCCUGCUAUGGGCAGACAUACUCGCACCUCUCACCAAGCCUGGCCCCUCCUGGACCUCCACAGCCAUUGUUCCCACAGCCGGAUGGACACCUUGAACUUCGGGCCCAGCCUGGCACCCCCCAGGACUCACCUCUACCUGCCCACACCCCACCCAGCCACAGCACCAAGCUUCUGGCUGAGCCUUCCCCAGCCAGGACCGUGCAUGACACCUUGCUGCCAGAUGGAGACCUUGGCACUGACUUAGAUGCCAUCAACCCCUCUCUCACUGACUUUGACUUCCAGGGUAACCUGUGGGAACAGCUCAAGGAUGAAAACUUGGCCCUUGACCCCUUGGUGCUGGUGACCUCAUCCCCAACGUCAUCUUCAAUGCCUCCACCACCCCACUGCUUUCCCCCAGGGCCUUGUCUGACGGAGACAGGUGGUGGGGCAGGCGACUUGGCACCACCAGGCAGUGGGGACUCUGGGGCCCUGGGUGACCUGCACCUCACCACCCUCUACUCAGCCUUCAUGGAGCUGGAGCCCACGCCCCCGUCAGCCCCUGCCGGCCCCUCUGUGUACCUCAGUCCCAGCUCCAAGCCCAUGGCCCUAGCAUGAGCUCCAGCCACUGCUGAUCUGGAAGUCCCAGCUAGCUGCCCACAUUGGGCUGACUUGAAAGGUCAAGGAAGGAAAACAGUCCCUGUCCCCUAAAGCCACUAAGCUGGCAGCCAGGGGUGGGAGAAGAUACUGCCCUGGAAGCUGCCCCUCACACAUUUCUGUCGCCUGCUGAGACAGCUUCUCACUAAGGCCCCUGAAGAGCAAGCAUCUGGCAGGAACAAAGCACACUCUCCCUCCACACUCACAUGCCCUUAAGGCCUCAUGUGUGCAUAGUGCAACACAGCUGUUCAGACAUAGGUCCACCCACAUACCUUAUACCCAGGGGAAUCAGAACUUCAUCCCGGAGCACCUUAUUUUCUGCGGCAGCUGAAAGUCAAGGGCUUUGGCUGCCAAAAGCUCAAGGCCCCACACCAGGCCCAACACCAGCCUGGAGUCCAGUUCUGAGCCCCCCCACCCAUGUUCUCUGUAGCCUGGUUCCCCCAGGCAUGCUUUUUCCCACAGCCCCCUCUAUUUAUUCUCCUGUCUCCAUCCCGGUGGCCUAUCAAGGAGGAGGAGUAUCUCCCCAAGUUAUUUGUGAGACCCUUUCUUAGGAGGAGUUGGCCAAACUCCACCCAUCCUCAACCCAAGUACUGUCUGGUCCCCCUGGGGUGACACAGAGGCAGGGUAGCAUCCACCCAGGACCAAACUGAGCCCAAGUCCCACCUGAAGCAUGUGGGAAAGCCUUUGCCCUCAGAAACUUGAAUGUGUCCUCUUGUCCCUCCCUGGGUGCAGGAAAGGCCCUUCCAGGUCACCAGUCUCACUCCUUCUCUCUGAAAAAGAAGUUCAUGUAGUUUAGCUUCUGGCUCAUCUGGAAGCCAGGGCAUUCAAGGAAGAGGUUCCAGGUACAAGCUGGUGGGGAGGACCAUACCCCUUCCUCACUGCCUGGCAGCAGCACGGGAUACUCCCUGAAGUGAGGGCUGUAGCCCAGUUGCCCUCCAAGCCCCCCUGAGAACCCAGCAGAGAGUUGGGGGAGUAGCCUAUCCUGAGUCCCCAGGUUCACAUGAGGUCCUCCGAUGCCCUGCCAGUGUCCCCUGUUCUGGAUCAAUAAAGCAAGUGCCUUGUG
Messenger RNA from Erinaceus europaeus (western European hedgehog), 3551 nucleotides. RefSeq names its product forkhead box N1 (gene FOXN1). Bases 512 to 2449 code for a protein of 645 amino acids. Lineage: Eukaryota; Metazoa; Chordata; Mammalia; Eulipotyphla; Erinaceidae. Gene Ontology annotation, molecular function: DNA-binding transcription factor activity, RNA polymerase II-specific; transcription cis-regulatory region binding. Gene Ontology annotation, biological process: regulation of transcription by RNA polymerase II. The transcript has 11 exons. The record is from RefSeq and is a predicted model, not a curated record.